Molecule: messenger RNA, 3946 nt
Organism: Scomber scombrus (Atlantic mackerel)
Lineage: Eukaryota; Metazoa; Chordata; Actinopteri; Scombriformes; Scombridae
Gene: yipf6
Product: Yip1 domain family, member 6
Exons: 2
Coding region: 201-887 (228 amino acids)
Biological process (GO): endoplasmic reticulum to Golgi vesicle-mediated transport
Cellular component (GO): trans-Golgi network; membrane
Source: RefSeq, a predicted model, not a curated record
GGUGACGUGGAGCAGAAGGUCUUCAGACUAGUUGUCGAUCCGGAUCAACCGGAGCUGAUCCCGCAGCUGUAGGAGACAUUUACCGUCUCUGUGUUGUUGUGAAGGCCGUAAACAGGUCGUGUUGUGUCGGGUAAACUCCCCGGAUCCCCGGUAAAGCUCGGUAAAACCCGGUAAACCCCGGUGAAGCUCUGCAGAGCUCCAUGGCCACAGCGCAGGAGGCCAGCAGGCCGUUCGCAGGACUGUCCGAUGUCUCCAUCUCGGAGGACAUCCCGGUGGAGGGAGACAUCUCCGUCCCCAUCGGCUCCUCCAGGAGGGACGAUGAGUUCUCCACGCUGGACGAACCGGUGAAGGAGACGAUCCUGCGGGACCUGCGGGCCGUGGGGAACAAGUUCAUCCAUGUGCUGUACCCGCAGAGGAGCUCCGCGCUGCUGCGGGAUUGGGACCUGUGGGGCCCGCUGCUGCUCUGCGUGACUCUGGCUCUGCUGCUGCAGGGAGGAGCUGCAGACAGCGAGGAGCAGGGAGGCCCGCAGUUCGCUGAGGUCUUCGUCAUCGUCUGGUUCGGCUCCAUCAUCAUCACCCUCAACUCCAAGCUGCUGGGCGGCACCAUCUCUUUCUUCCAGAGCCUGUGCGUGCUUGGUUACUGCAUCAUGCCUCUGACCGUUGCCAUGGCAGUGUGUCGGAUCGUCCUGAUCGGCGGCUCGGGCACCGUCAGCUUCGCCGUGCGGCUGGCGGUCGUCAUCGCCUCCUUCAGCUGGUCCACCUUCGCCUCCACGGCCUUCCUCGCCGACAGCCAGCCGCCCAACCGCAAGGCGCUGGUGGUCUACCCGGUGUUCCUCUUCUACUUCGUGAUCGGCUGGAUGGUCCUGACGUUCUCGCCGUCGCAGUAGGAGACAACUGGAAGAACCGGAUUUGAGUUUGAACUGAUAGUAAAAGAGUGACAGAACUCAAACCAACACCAGAAUCUGCCUUUUUUUGGACGAAGAUGAAUGACUACUGAACUUGACUGUGAGUGUUUCUGGGUCCUGAUGAUUAAAAAAAAAAAGAAGAAAAUAAGUAUUUUAGACUCACAGGACUCUUUUCAGGAGGGGGAAUGACCAAGUCCAGUUGGGAGACGAGGGGAGGGAGUAAAAAAGCGGAUGAAUAUGUUCAUAUUUUUCCAGUUUUGUCUCCUACAUGAUGUGCAAAAAUAAAAGUCUGAAGGCUUGUAAAUAGAAAACGCUCAAUGAAUGUUUGAGGAGCAAAAAAAAAAAAAAAGCAGGGCUACAAUUAUUCUUUUGUUAUUCACUCGGGACGUGUUUGACACUUCAUACAGUCUGAAAAGCAAAAUAGAAACAUCCACUGGAGGCGGCAGCUUGUAUCUCAACAAGUAAACUAACUAUAUUUACGUUUUCAGCUCAUUUAUCGUCGGUCUAAAACAACAGAAUAGGUUUUAUUUUUUAAUAAUUCCCCCAAAAAACGACAUAUAUGAGUGUUGUCAGCGCCCUCUAGUGGACUGAUGGGGACCAGACGAACGCACCCACGGGACAGUUUUAUAAUUUAAUGUUUUAUGGUGUGACAGCGCUGUGGUUAAGGUCUGAUUAGGUAAAAAUGAGGGUUUGGACACCUGAGUUACAGCGAAUCACGACAUAAAACAGCGUUGAAAUUAACCCUUGUGUUGUCCUCCCGGGUCAAAUUGACCCCGUCUGUUUUGACUGUUCCUUCAUUCCUCCCUUCCUUCCUUCCCUUCCUUCUUUCCUUCCUCCAUCCCCCUUCUUUCCUCCUUCCUUCCUUCCUCUCUUUCUUCCCUCCCUCCUUCUCUCUUUCUUUCCUCCCCCUAUCUUCCUCCCUUCCCUCUUUCCUCUGUCCUUCUUUCGUUCCUACCUCCCUUCCUCUUUUCCUUUUCUCCUUCCUUCCUUGCUUCUUCCCUCCCUCCCUCCUUCUCUCUUUCUUUCCUCCCCCUACCUUAGUCCCUUCCUUCUUUCAUCUGUCCUUCUUUCCUUCCUUCCUCCCUUCCUCUUUUCCUUUUGCCCUCCCUCCCUCGUUCCUUCUUUCCUCCCUCCCUCCUACCUUCCUUCCUUCCUUCUUUCCUCUGUCUUUCCUUCCUUCCCUUCCUUCCUUCCUUCCUCUUUUCCUUCUUUGACUCGAGGACAACAGGAGGGUUAAAGGUGUCUUUCACAGGAAUAAGACACUUUUUUUUGCCUUUUUUUCAUGUCUGCAAACUAUCCAUCCUUUCUACCUCCCUCCACCUGAUAGGAAAUCACCUUUUCUUUUUCCUUUUUUUAACAAUGUUUUAUUGGCUCUGAGGUGCAACAGCACACUACAGAAAUAACACUCAGACAGAGCAGGUAUUUCCUUCCCAGUUGUCCCAGUUUCCCUCGAACCACGACUAUCAUGUUACUCUCUGGUUAGCUCCCAGUCCCUGUUAGUCCUCUUUGAAAAGAGUGAGUAAGGUCCACGUGGAAGGUUUAGCGAGUUUGGUGUGAAUUUAAAUUGAAUUAAAUGUAAUUAUCACAGGUAAAGUAAUGAAAGUAGGAGGAGUAAGAGGAAUCACCUGUCAUAAUUACAACGACCACUAGAUGGCGUAAAUGUAACUAUGAGUCGUUUUCCAGCCUGAAUUUUCAACCUAUUCUGUGUUUUUUUUUUUCAUUAGAGGACGAGUUGUUUUAUGUUUGUGGUUUUUACUUUAAUUAUUUUAAAGACUGUACGCAGCAUGACGCUCUUCUUUAUUUCCUGUUUUUUUUCUUCUUUUCCUGAAUAGUUGCACAACAAAAGUAGCUGAAUAAACCACCAAAUGCUAUUUUUUUUUUCUUUUGCUGUUUGUAUGCGACGACAAAGCCGACAACAAAAUGAAAUGCAUCAGCAAAUAUUACAAAUCAUCGUCAUUUGUAGAAUAAAAACAGGCAUUUAUACACAUUCAGGGGAAUUUCAUGCAAAAAGACAAAAAGACACCAGACGCACAAAUAAUAAUAAUAAUAACUUUAACUUAUAUUGUAAAUUUCAUACAUGAGAGAUGUGAUACACAGAACAUGGAAAUAAAUGAGGAGCACAAACAGGAACAUGAAGACAUAAAGGAUUAAACUAAGACUUAUAAAGAACCAUUAAGUAAAAUGACAGAACUGUAGGUGAAGUGAAAAUAUACUAAAAGUUGAGUGAGGCUGAUGUAAUUUGAUGCUAUAACUAAUUAUUCUUUACAUGAUUGAUUAAUUGGCUAAAUAUCAAUUAAUCAUUUAAUCUUAACAUCAGAAAACAGUUAAAAUGAAAUCAGGUUUCUUUUUUCUGUCUAAAAUGAGGAAAAACAGCAAAUUUUUACAUUUGAGAAGUUUGAACAAGACAAUUUUUUACUACGAAUAACUUCAAAUUAUCAAAAAAUGCUAUGUUUCAUGUCAAAAAGUGAUGUCAUCAAAUGUCUAAUUUUGUCCGAAAAACAGUCUAAUAACAGCAAAUAUUAAAUUUACUUCCGGAAAGCAACUAUUCUGAUAAUAAAAUAAUCGUUAUAGUUGGAUUUUUAGCGAAUAUACCAGAAAUGAUCUAGUUUCAGCUUCUUAAAUGUGACAAUUUAAAGCUUUUCUUUCUCAUACAUGAAGAUAAACUGGAAAUAUAAAAACAUUUUCACUGUUUUCUGACAUUUUAUUGAUUAAAUGAUUCAUUAAUAUGAGAAAAUAAUCAACAUUUUAAUCAAUAAUGAACAAUAAUCAUUAGUUGCAACCCUUUAAAUGACUUUAAAUAAAUAAAGUUAUCAAAUUAGUUGCUGAUUAAUUGUCUGCCUCUAAUAUUCGUGUCCAGUGAACAUCGAGGCUGAUUCACACACUACUGUUUGCAUUUUUAACAUUUAAUAUAUUUUAUAUAUCUAUUUUCGAUUUAAGACAUCGUCACGUGUUGGAUGUUGAUUCUGUAGUAUUAUUAUUAUUAUUAUUAUUAUUAUUUCUUUUCUCAAAUUAAACUUUUGAUUCAGAGCCAAAAAUCCUAA